UGGGAGAACACGGUUAAUAAGGGUAAGGGAGGCGGAGAGGUUAUGCCUGGAACAGACACCAUGUGACUAUUAAUGUUUUGGUACCCAUGCAGGCAGAACAGUUCCCAGUAGCAGUCAAUACAAGGGAUGGCAGGGGUAUGUUAGUAUAUCCAGGCAGCUAUCAUCAAAUGUGUUACAUUGCCUGACCAGACACCCUGCAGGGGGAUUAGAAGGGCUGGGAUUGAGCCGUCACACAAACAAGGGCAGGAGGCUUGGUGGGGGGAUUAUUUGUUAUGCAGGGGUUUAUCCCCUCUGGAUAAUGCAUCAAAGCACCAAGCUCCGUUCUCUCAGCAUGAGCUGUCCGCCACAUUCAAGCGAUGAAAUGGAUGCUGAGCUUGGGGGUCAUGGAACAGGAAAACCGCCACGGCCAUGUGGGUCUAAUAUGGGCAGAAGCCGAGGAAUACGGAAUCACUUGAGCUGCCUCUCGCAGAAAUCAGAUUCUCUGAGUGAUUUCUCAACUUUACAACAUGAUGCCAAGCACAGCCAGGCACUGAAAACCAGCCAAUCAAGGAUUAUGUAUAUCUUUCGCUCCCACAGACGACUGACCGCAGAUGAAACCAGGCGGUGGGCUCGGUCAUUUGAUCUACUCUUGUCGCAUAAAUAUGGCCGCUCUGCGUUCCGUGCCUUCCUGCAGACUGAAUUCAGUGAGGAGAACCUUGAGUUUUGGGUGGCCUGUGAAGACUACAGGAAGACUCGCUCUAUGAACAAACUGCCUGCUAAAGCUCGUCGUAUUUUCCAGGAAUACAUUGACGUUCAAGCUCCCAGAGAGGUUGUUAGAAUCCCAUUCGGCCAUUUUCUGCUUGGCUCACCGCUGCACUGUAACUGUUACCGUGGCAACUAGUCUGGUGCCCUGUUAUUGAGAUUCACCGUGGCAACGAGUCUGGUGCCCUGUUAUUGAGAUUCACCGUGGCAACGAGUCUAGUGCCCUGUUAUUGAGAUUCCCAUCAGUAGUCUUGGUAUGUUAGGAUACAACAAGUUUUCACAGUCUAUUUUUUUUUACUCCCCUUUGCUACCAUAUAGUAUUGUUAACAUUUUGUGCAGCUUUCUUUUUUGUGUGUAUUUAUAUCAUCGUUUACAUACUAGUAUAUUACCAUGUUUAAUAAAUAAUUCCCUUCCAGGUUAUAUAUAAAAUGAGCACCCUACGGAUGCUUCUGCAGUAAAGAUUUGUGACUUUAUUGUAUACAGGUUUUCUGUUUCUAGUGAUGUGUUAACCACUUGUUAACCUUACUGUUUUUGUUCUUUUCUGCCUUUAUGGCAGAAUAUUCAGGACUGAUGCAGGCCAUACAUCAGCGCCACAAUCCCCUGAUUUCCUGACACCUAUCCAAUCCACUGAUUGGUACCAAAGCUGCCAAUCUGCCGGACAUCAAUGAUCGGUUAUCCAUCAGAGAAUCAGGGAAAUUCAGCAUAUUAGAAUAAAAUCCCAGACUCACCGAUCCCAAUUAUUUGUUGGUUGGAAUUGGUGAGACAAGGAUAUCCCACGUUGUAUUUCCCUGAUUCCCUGACUUCUGCAGAACGGGGAAUAAAGGCAAUAUAUCGUAGAUCACCCUCACAGGUGAAAGUGACUAGGCGAAACAUGUCUUGUUCACCAAAUUUGAUAUCUUAAUUUUUGCAUUUUAAAUACUCUCCUUAAAAAUACAUUUUAAAUGAGUCAGAAAUUAACCAUACAAUUGAAUCUAACAUAGACAAAAAGGAAUUUUUUAUUGUCCGAUUGGUCAAUACAGAAAAAUAUAGAAAAAUAAGGAUAUUUACAGGGAUAAAUCUUUAAAACCUCUGACUGUCCAUUGGUAUUCAGUACAGCUGACAACCAUGCUUAUCAAAGGUAAAUUCCUUUUUUUUACUAAUAAGUAUAAAAUUCACCAAAAUGAAGGUUCCAUGCCAGGUUUGCGGAUAUCCAGGCUUGAGUCCAGAUGGUUACAUCAAAUUGACUGAGGUAUCAAUUAAGCCAUCUGUGCUCAAGCAUAGAUAUCUUUAAAUCUGGACUGUAAUGACAGUGGGGUCUAUUCAUGAAGCAGUGAAAAGUGUGGAGAAGUGAGCCAGUGGAGAAGUUGUCCAUGGCAACCAAUCAGCAUUGCAGUAACAUUAAUAAUUUGUAUACUAUACAAUUGUACGGAGUAGCUGAUUGGUUGCCAUAGGUACUAUCAUGUCACUAUCAAAGGUGUAGUACAUCUCCCCCAUGGUGAUACACAGUAUGGGACUAUAAUGUUAAUGAUAUUGCCACCACUUCAAAGGCGCACUAUGAUACUGCCUGGCUUAUUGCUAAUCACACUAACCCCUUCAGAGCCUGUCGCUAUCCAACUACCAGGGCCGGCUCUACCAUUAGGCAGCUUUAGGCGGCUGCCUAGGGGCACCAACCCCUAGAGGGCGCGACUGAAUUCAUCUAGCAAAUAACUGACAGUAUUCUGACUGGCGGCAUCCCGUACCCAACCCCAAUUAAAUCUCCCCACCAGACCCCAUAUACAGUAUUGUACAGUAUAUAAAGAAUAGAUGGCACUCAAGCACUUUUAAAGUGAAAGUAUAUUGUGAACAAAGUCACAAAAUUUUGUGACUUUGGUUACAAUAUACUUUAUCACUUUAAAAGUCCUUGAGAGUUGUCCCUUUUUUCUGUAUGUGUAUAAUGAUGCAAUUCACACCAGUCCACCUAGUGGCCAACUGCAUCUCCACUCUAGGAGGUGGUAGGGUUUGCAGGUUACGGGGUGCUAGGCUGAAGCUUUGCUAGGGUGUAGAGAGACCUUGCACCGGCCCUGCCAACUACUAUAGGCAGAUGUUAUCAAAUAGAUUUACCCAGUCUGUCAAUCAGUCAUAUUUGGGGUAAAAAUCUUCUUGGGCAGGUACAGCCGUAAUGAGAGUAACAGGUCUACAGAGGACUCUCUGUGCCAGGAGAGGGAAGGAAACCGAGUUCAAUCUUUUCUUGGUGUCCGUGUAAUCCGCAAGUAGCAAAAUGCUUAUUGAAAAAACCUAAAGUCCCAAGAAUUCCUAUUAGUAGAUCUCAUACCUGUAUUAUAUGGUGCAAUGUUAUGUGGGAAAUCCUUUGGCUAUUCUCAGUCUACUUUAACCAUUUGUAUUAUGUCCUGUCUGUUCCCUGUAUAUAUUAGGUAUUCAGCACUAUAUAAAUCUGUAUACCUAGAUAUUAGUGGGCAGAUGUAUACAUAUUCCUGACUUCCUGCAGUGCUUUCCAUUCCUGGUUCCUGUAUGUCUGACAAACAGUAUCUCUUACUUUCUGGUCUGCCAUGUUUUUUGUAUACAACUAAUAAACAAAAUCAGACAUUGUAUGUAAA
Pseudophryne corroboree (corroboree frog) is the source of this 3314-nucleotide messenger RNA. RefSeq names its product regulator of G protein signaling 8 (gene RGS8). NCBI's taxonomy places the organism in Eukaryota, Metazoa, Chordata, Amphibia, Anura, Myobatrachidae. The transcript is spliced from 5 exons. The record is from RefSeq and is a predicted model, not a curated record. The coding region runs from base 299 to 880 and encodes 193 amino acids.